Xiphophorus couchianus (Monterrey platyfish) is the source of this 1912-nucleotide messenger RNA. RefSeq names its product MARVEL domain-containing protein 3. The record is from RefSeq and is a predicted model, not a curated record. The transcript is spliced from 4 exons. Gene Ontology annotation, cellular component: membrane. Lineage: Eukaryota; Metazoa; Chordata; Actinopteri; Cyprinodontiformes; Poeciliidae. The coding region runs from base 233 to 1102 and encodes 289 amino acids.
ACCGCCACCUUCCAGACUAGAGUAUAGAUCAGAUGUUAAGGCUCUCAGUCUGUGCUGAAGCUCCAGCUAAAACCAACCUAACCUGAUCACCUGCAGACCUUCCUCUUCCUCUUCCUCCUCCUCCUCUUCCAGGUUAGGGUGGAGCUGUCUCUACGUGAAACUCUGACAACACAGCAGGUGUCAGAAAUAACAGCAGAGUUGGAUUAAAAACGGCAUCUAUCAACCUCACAGUAUGAGUCAACCGCCCCGUUCCAACCGGGGACACCGGGAGAGGAACGGAGAGCAGAGGCGGCCCGGGGAUAACAGGCGGUCCACUCCGGACAGCUCCUUUACUGCCUCCCAUUACAGCCGGCGAGAAUCCGAGCCUCCUACCAGGUAUUUGAGGGAAGAUCCCCGGAUGGAGCACCAGGCCUCCAAAUGUACCAACAUCUGUUCCCGGAGAGGCAUCGUGCUGAUCUGCUCCGUCCUAACCAACGCCCUCGUCCUGAUCUGCGUGGUCGCGGCCCAGAUGGUGAUGUCAGGCUUGUCGUCCAUGGGCGGCAUGGGCGGCAUCAGCAUCAACAGCAACUUCAACUUACAGGGCACCGAGCUGCAGCAAGUGCGAGAUCUGGACAUGAAGUACAGCCAGAUGAGGGCGCCCGGUAUCUACGGCGGCAUCGCCUUCAGCCUGACCUUCGGGGUCGUCUCACUGCUGUUCGUGGUCGCUGGGAACAAACCCGCCCACCACUUGAAUCAGAAGCUGCUGGUGGGGGCGUUGGUGUUCCAGGCAGUGGGUGCCGUGGGCUACGUGGUCGCCGUGGGCCUCUACCUGCACUUUGUCAUCCAGGUCAACUCCACGGACGUGUGCAAGCUGCGACAGGCUCUAUACUCGCGCAACGGCUACACCUGGAUGAACUGCGACGUGAGCGGGGGUGACGCAGCCGUGGCGCUGUUCGGGCUGAUCACCGCCAUCCUGUACACCGCCGGGACCGUGCUGACGGUCCAGACAAUUAGGGGAGUGAAGCGCUACCAACAGGAGAAGAAGAGGCGGCAUGCAGAGAAACAGGAGGGCCAGGGGAACCACCACAGGGCCCCGUUGAGGGCAGACAUAACGUCAGUGUGAGGCUGACGGUGUUCAACCAGCUGGGUUCAGAUCGGAGCCGAUCCAGAGAGGACCAAAUUAUAACGAGAUCUGAAACUGAUCACCAAAAAUGACUCCUGACAUGGAUGUGUUCACAGUAAGAUGACGUAGUUCAUCAUCCGGCAGAAACCGAUGAGUCACACAUUGCUGACAUUCUACCAAACACUGAUCAUAGUUGCAACCGACUCCUUUUUCUGAUUAAGGAAUCCAAUCGUUCAGGACAAGUGUCUAAUGUUAAGAUUAUUAACACUAUCAGAGUUUUCAGUUUAUUUAACGUCAUAGAAUCAGCUUCAGAAUGACUUCCUGUUUUUAUUUUUUUACCAAUCACAGUAAAGGAAGUAUGCAUGUAAUAUAAACUCUUGGAGCCAUGUGAUUUACAACAAAUACAAAGAACAAGCAGGAAUCAACCAUGAAGCAAAGUGGGACAUUUACUUUAACUGCUUGUUUUUCACCUGUUGCCACUUUUAACUUUCAGAUUCUUUAUUAAACUCAGGAAAUAGUGUAGAUAAGUUUUUAUAUUCUGUAAAUACCUCCAGUAGUUGUAAAUCAUGUUUCUUAUUUUUAUGGUGUACCUGUUUGUUUCUCAGUGCUUGAAAUUCUUGCAGUUGUGGUUGACUUAUUUUGUUUUAAUCACUUUAACCAAAUACCAGCUCAAGAAUCACUGGACUUGUUUUUAAUGUGGUGGCAGUUAUAUAAUUUGUUUUUACAUUACAGAUUUAUUCUUUUCCUCUGUAGUUUUUCUGUAAACUAAAACUAUCAGGUGAAAUUAAAAAAAUAAAAAAGGUGACUUGA